AUGGGCAAAUCCGAAAGUCAAAUGGAUAUCAUGGAGAAAUCAAGUAAACCUGGAAAGCGUCGUUGGACUGUUGCAGAGAUCAGCCUGUCCGUGCUUCUGUUGUUGGUCAGCUGUGCCCUGGCCGGGCUGGUAGUCCUCUACACAUCAGUUGUGAAAGAACAAUCGAACAGGUCCAGUGUGUCAAGGAGCUCAACACGAGAGGGUCAGCUGUUUCGCUCCAACCUCAACGAUGUGUGCACCACGGAGGACUGUGUCACUGCAGCUGCUCGGCUCUUGCAGAACAUGGAUAAGUCAGUGAAGCCCUGCGAUAAUUUCUACCAGUACGCCUGCGGGGGUUGGCUGGAGCGCCAUGUCAUCCCGGAGACCAGCUCUCGUCACAGUGUCUUUGACAUUCUGAGGGACAAGCUGGAGAUUGUCCUCAAAGGUGUUCUGGAGACGGAGAACGAACAGGACAGGGAUGCCAUCAGAAAGGCCAAAACCCUUUACAGUUCCUGCAUGAAUGAGAGCCUCAUAGAGCAGCGUGACUCCCAGCCCCUCCUGACGCUCAUUGAGAGUAUCGGAGACUGGCCUGUGGCCUCAGACGACUGGAACUCCACAACAGAGGAGAUGUGGAGCCUCGAGGACACACUGGCGAUGCUCACUGCUCGUUUCCACAAGAAGGUUUUGCUGGACUUGUACGUUUGGACAGAUGACCGGGACUCUCGGCGUCAUAUAAUUUAUAUUGACCAGCCAGGACUUGGAAUGCCAUCAAGAGACUAUUACUUCAAUGAUGGAAACUACAAAAAGGUUCGAGACGCCUACCUGCACUUCAUGUUCUCUAUCGCGAAGAUAACCCGAGAGGACAGGAACUUGACCCAGGAUGACGAGCGUGUGUGGGAGGAAAUGAUGCAAGUGCUGGAGCUGGAGACAGACAUCGCCAACGCCACAUCACCAGCAGAGGAAAGACAAGAUGUCACAGUUCUCUACAACAAGAUGACACUGGGUGAACUACAGAGCACGUUCAGCUUUAAUGGUUUCAACUGGACACAAUUUAUUCAGGGUGUGCUGUCGAGUGUGUCCGUCAAGGUCCAGCUAGCGGAGGAGGUGGUGGUCUACAGCUCCCCCUACCUGGAGAAGAUGAAUGACGUUCUCUCCAGACACAGCGCCCGAACUAUGCAGAACUACCUCAGCUGGCAGCUCGUCUUUGAAAGAGUCAAUAGCUUGAGCCGCCGCUUCAAAGAUGCCAGAGCCCGUUACAGGAAGACUCUCUAUGGGACGACGGUGGAGGAUGCUUGGUGGCGGGAAUGCGUCCGUUACGUCCAGAACAGCAUGGAGAACGCAGUUGGCGCCCUGUACGUGCGUGAGACCUUCGCCGGAGAAAGCAAACGAAUGGUCAGUGACCUUAUCGGUAAGAUCCAGAAAGCCUAUGUGGAAACUCUCGAGGAGUUAAGCUGGAUGGACGCACCCUCAAAAGAGAAAGCAAGAGAGAAGGCCAUGGCAAUCAAGGAGCACAUUGGUUAUCCAGAUCAUAUUCUACAGCAAAGCAACCUGAAACUUGACCAGGAGUAUGCACAUUUGAACUUUAGUGAAGAGCACUACUUUGAGAACAUCCUGGAGAACCUGAAGUCUGAGGCGCAAAAGAGUCUGAAGAAGCUCAGAGAACCGGUGGAUCCUGACUUAUGGAUUAUUGGUGCUGCAGUGGUGAACGCAUUCUACUCACCCAACAGAAACCAGAUAGUGUUUCCUGCUGGGAUCCUGCAGCCGCCGUUCUUCAACAAACAUCAGCACCAGGCCCUGAACUUCGGUGGAAUAGGAAUGGUUAUCGGACAUGAGAUCACACAUGGAUUCGAUGACAACGGUCGUAAUUUUGACAAGGACGGCAAUAUGCUGAACUGGUGGAGUAAUUACUCUGCCGAGCAUUUUAAAGAGCAGUCGCAGUGCAUGGUGCAGCAGUACGGCAACUUCAACUGGAAGCUAGCGGGUGGACAGAACGUGAGUGGAAUCAGCACUUUGGGGGAAAACAUUGCUGACAACGGAGGAGUUCGUCAAGCAUACAAGGCUUACCUGAAGUGGGUGGAGAUGGAGGGCGAGGAGCCCUGUCUUCCUGGUCUCGACAUGGAUCACAAGCAACUUUUCUUUCUCAACUUUGCCCAAGUGUGGUGUGGUGCUUAUCGGCCUGAGUACGCCAGCCAGUCCAUCAAGACGGACUCACACAGUCCCUUAGAAUACAGGGUGCUUGGAUCUCUCCAGAAUUUCGAAGCCUUCUCAGAAGCUUUCCAGUGCCAGAAGGGCAGUCAAAUGAACCCUGAGCAGAAAUGUCGUGUUUGGUAGAAAGUUUUAAUCAUGAAAUAAUUGUUUCCUGACUUGGGCCACUCAAAUCAAGUUUUACAUUUUAAACCCAGAGAGAAGAUUCUACUGGAGACUUAUUCCAGUUUAUUUAGGGGCAGACUGUCAAGCUCUCAAGUUUCAAAACUUGAAAUAUGUUCUGUACUGUUUAAAAAAAAGAAACUUGCUUGAGAAUCUA
Messenger RNA from Limanda limanda (common dab), 2503 nucleotides. RefSeq names its product membrane metallo-endopeptidase-like 1 (gene mmel1). The record is from RefSeq and is a predicted model, not a curated record. NCBI's taxonomy places the organism in Eukaryota, Metazoa, Chordata, Actinopteri, Pleuronectiformes, Pleuronectidae. Gene Ontology annotation, cellular component: plasma membrane. Gene Ontology annotation, molecular function: metalloendopeptidase activity. The transcript is spliced from 23 exons. Bases 1 to 2310 code for a protein of 769 amino acids. Gene Ontology annotation, biological process: protein processing.